AUGGAGGCAAAACCUCAAGUUGUCGAGGUGCCGAGUAAACAUCAGUUUUCUCGCUCCACGAAAAUCCUACUCUGGGUCAUCCUACCGGCCAUCUUUCUCGCUCUCGGUAUCGCGUCGCCCCUAACAGUACUGCUUUCCCUGUUCGUCCUAACUCCGACGUUCUUUCUGCUACGGUAUGACCGUGCGCGUCCCGCAGACCAGAGGACGGAUAUCGAGACCUUCGUUUGGACGUAUGUGCUUGUCGGCACUGUUGGAGUCUUCGCUGUCGUUGUUGUUCAGUCCCUUUUAUUUUACUUAUUCAGCUAUGCGCUGUUCCCGUCCUCAGCGCCUGCCCUUCUCGCUGAGUUCGCAAGGAGUGAGAGUCAAGUCGCUAGUCUAGAUGCCGAGGCGUUAGCUUGGAGGAGACAGAUUGCUAGUAGUUGGCAGUAUUGGACUUUUAUGUUCUUGUUUGCGUACCUUGGUGCUAGUAUUCCGGAAGAGCUUCUCAAGUAUUCUGGUUUAGCAUACGCCCGACGCAGGGGGCGCAUUACACAUGAGCAUAAUUAUAUUACGUUGGCAGCCGCUGCCGCUCUAGGCUUCAGUACCUUCGAGAACAUCGGGUUCAUCUAUGCAGCCGUGCAGGAGAAUAAGGGUGUUGCUCAUCUUUUGCUAGCCAUUGUUGAGCGUGUAGUUAUUGGUUCGCCCAUGCAUCUGAUGGGCGGCCUACUUAUCGGCCUGGGCACCGCCGGGCGGGACUUUCGCGGGAAGACCUCGAGUCUAGCACAGAUUAUAGGUCUUCCUACCCUCAUCCAUGGGGCCUGGGAUUUCUCCCUAUUUGGCACCAGUGCCUUAAACGGGAAUGUCGGAUGGAUCCACCCGUACGGAAAGUCGUUACUAGUUGUUCUCGUCAUUGCUGUUAUUGUCGAAGGUACACUGCUUCUCGUCGUCCGGAGACGGUUUGCUAGCUGGAACUCUCACAAGGUAUGUUAUCUUCCAUAA
Molecule: messenger RNA, 978 nt
Organism: Daldinia childiae
Lineage: Eukaryota; Fungi; Ascomycota; Sordariomycetes; Xylariales; Hypoxylaceae
Exons: 1
Coding region: 1-978 (325 amino acids)
Molecular function (GO): peptidase activity
Source: RefSeq, a predicted model, not a curated record